Molecule: messenger RNA, 186 nt
Organism: Stylonychia lemnae
Lineage: Eukaryota; Ciliophora; Spirotrichea; Sporadotrichida; Oxytrichidae
Source: the annotation of a GenBank genome assembly
AUGGAGGAUAUUAGAAAGGCUUUGAUGACUGGUGAGGGAAACAAACUUACCAAGAAGAGUUACAAAUUCGCAGUCGAAGUAGAGAAGAAGAGACUAUUUUACCAACUCAUCUUCUUAUCAUUCGUGUCACUUGCUGUAGCUAUUGUGCUCUUUUUAUCUCUCUAUUUCGAUAUCAAAAGAAGAUGA